This is a messenger RNA of Oryzias melastigma (Indian medaka), 1829 nucleotides long. Its product is annotated as transcriptional enhancer factor TEF-3. NCBI's taxonomy places the organism in Eukaryota, Metazoa, Chordata, Actinopteri, Beloniformes, Adrianichthyidae. Gene Ontology annotation, cellular component: transcription regulator complex. Gene Ontology annotation, biological process: hippo signaling; embryonic organ development; regulation of transcription by RNA polymerase II. Gene Ontology annotation, molecular function: RNA polymerase II cis-regulatory region sequence-specific DNA binding; DNA-binding transcription factor activity, RNA polymerase II-specific. The record is from RefSeq and is a predicted model, not a curated record.
GAUGGACUUGACAAACCCCUGGAGAACGAUGCAGAGGGCGUGUGGAGCCCCGACAUUGAGCAGAGCUUUCAGGAGGCUCUGGCCAUCUAUCCACCCUGCGGCCGCCGCAAGAUCAUCCUCUCUGAUGAGGGCAAGAUGUACGGACGGAACGAGCUGAUCGCACGGUACAUCAAACUUCGCACGGGGAAGACACGAACCAGGAAGCAGGACCAAGCUGCCAAAGACAAGGCUCUCCAGAGUAUGGCCACCAUGUCCUCAGCACAGAUCAUCUCACCCACAGCCUUCCAGAACAAGAUGACUCUCCAGGGCCUCUCUAGACCAGUUUACUCCACUACUGGUGGGUUCUGGCAUGGGACUCUUCCCGGACAGCCAGGAAGCCAUGAAGACAUUAAGCCCUUCUCCCAUCAGAGUUAUGCUAUGCAAGCGACUGGCCCAGCCCCAAUAGCAGGCUAUGAAAGUACAGCGGGGCUGUCCAUGUCUCCUGGUGCCCCCCCAUGGCAAGGUAGAAGUAUUGCCAGCUCCAAGCUGCGAAUGCUGGAGUUCUCCGCCUUCUUGGAGCAACCUCAAGACCCAGAAACUUUCAACAAGCAUCUAUUUGUGCACAUCGGCCAGUCCAACCCGACCUACAGCGACCCCUAUCUGGAGUCGGUGGACGUCAGGCAGAUCUAUGACAAAUUCCCUGAGAAGAAAGGGGGCCUCAAGGAACUUUUCGACAAAGGGCCCCAGAAUGCUUUCUUUCUUGUCAAGUUUUGGGCGGACCUGAGUAUAAACUUGCAAGACGACAGCAACUUCUUUUAUGGCGUGUCCAGCCAGUAUGAGAGCUCUGAGAACAUGGUUAUCACCUCGUCCACCAAAGUGUGCUCCUUUGGGAAACAGGUUGUUGAGAAAGUUGAGACGGAGUACGCACGUUUCGAGAACGGGCGCUACGUGUUCCGGAUCCACAGAUCCCCGUUAUGUGAAUACAUGAUCAAUUUCAUUCACAAGCUUAAACAUCUGCCGGAGAAGUACAUGAUGAACAGCGUACUGGAAAACUUCACCAUCCUACAGGUGGUGACUAACAGGGACACACUGGAGACCCUGCUGUGCAUAGCGUACGUCUUCGAGGUGUCCACCAGCGAGCACGGCGCACAGCACCACAUUUACAGGCUAGUCAAAGACUGACGCAGAGGCUCGGUUGGGACUUGCCAGCUCUAGACCCUUUGUAGCACACCUGCGAGCAACGACACCAAAACACUCGACUCUGAAAUCUGCCGAGUCAGUCGGGAGUCCAGAGAAACACUGGUGGCGUGGAAGAGGAGGAGAAGAGGAGCUGGACUGGGAGAUGGAAACAGGAAGGAGGCUGUAUGUGAAGAGGAGAAGAAGUACACUGUGGUUUCUGUACCAAAGGAGCCAACCAAGGCCUUGGAGUCAUGCAUGGGAGAGUUAUCACUGCUGGUGUUUGUCUCAUUUUACUAGAGCUUGUUUUUGAAGUCCUUGUUUUUCAUGCAUGUGUGUUGGGGGUAUGUUUGUGACGGGGAGAUGGGCUGCCUCAGAGUGCCAUCUAGUGACUUAAAUAAAUAUAACCCAGCGGGGAGAAGUAAAAACAAAAACAUGGAGGAUUCCUCUUUUGCACAACCAUCGGAGUUCACUUUUAGUGCCAACAUUUUAUUUUCAGUAAUUAUGUACAGCGCCAUGUUCACAGAGCGGCUGAAAGGAUUUGAAAGAGCUACUGUUUGAUGUUCACUGUUGUUUUGUCUUAUCGUCUUUGAUUGACAAGUAUCUGACUACAGACUGAGGCACAUAAUGUAAGUGCUAACUUGAACCAGACGAAGCUUUUGUAAGUCGACUGC